Molecule: messenger RNA, 2142 nt
Organism: Botrytis cinerea B05.10
Lineage: Eukaryota; Fungi; Ascomycota; Leotiomycetes; Helotiales; Sclerotiniaceae
Gene: Bccts2
Product: Bccts2
Exons: 5
Coding region: 637-1770 (377 amino acids)
Biological process (GO): carbohydrate metabolic process; chitin catabolic process
Cellular component (GO): extracellular region
Molecular function (GO): chitinase activity; chitin binding
Source: RefSeq, a predicted model, not a curated record
GGUAUAUGAUUGUAUGUACAGCUGCGGCAGUCGUAGGUUUAUUUAUCUGUAGACUCUUCACGUGUGUAUCAAAGGAAGAAGAGAGCUACAUACAUGUCUACUGAUACACGGCAAUCAUCCCAUUCGACUUGUCGAAUCCGGCUCUAACUUGGCUAGUAUCGUUCAUGGCUCGGAUCUUCCCUUAGGUCGUCCUGCCGUCGCUUUUGACAACUGGGAACUUCCUUACAAAGUCAUCAUCCCCACACACUUUUUCCUUCAUCGCUCCACUGUCACAACCUUCCACGAUUCAGCGAUGCUAGUCUGCUGGUGGAUUUAUCGGUGAAUAUGUAUGAAUGAUCUCCUCCUUCGUCAUUUCUCAUGCAUAUGUACUACCAAACUACCGACCUUUGAAUCUCCAUCUUCAAGCAUAAUCAGCCUUGCAGGUGAAUUCAUCAUACCAAAGUUUAUUCAAACAUUGACGCUCUCCUCAAGAUCAAGGGAGCUGCUGUCAAAUUCUUACCUUUCCCAUAUUUCUCUACAUCAGUCACUCACCUACCUCCUCCUCGAUACUUUUGCUUCCCAACGUGGACUUGAAUCAAGAGAACAGUAUCCGUGUGAGGCACUUCAUUCACUGGUCUCCAUUCUCCCUUGUUAGAAAUGUCAUAUCCGUACGGAGCUCCUCCCAUACCCUGGAACUCGAGACCACAGAUAGACACUCGCAGACCCUCUCAGCCAUCAAUCGCCGCUAGUAUCUCUAACAUUAUGUAUAAAAAUGCUGUGUAUUACCCCAACUAUCGGGUUUAUCGCGGGGAGACACCUGGAUCACUGAAUUUUGGUUGUAUCAGCCAUGUCUUUUAUGCUUUUGCUCAUGUUGGCCCGGAUGGUGGAGUUUUUUUGAGUGAUGAAUGGGCAGACAUGCAAAUGCCCGUUGACGGUGCCGCUGGGGGUGGCUGUCUAGGGUCAUUCAUGCGUUUAAAACAACAGCAUCCGCAUCUCCAGCUCAUCAUCUCUAUAGGCGGUGGUGCGGCAAGUCAACAUUUUCCGCAAGUUGCUGCUUCAGCUGCCACUAGGGAUCAUUUCGGAAAGUCGGUCCGAGGUCUAGUUGAUGCCACCGGUUUCAAUGGUAUUGAUAUCGACUGGGAACAUCCAUCAGAUCCUGAACAAGGUCGAAAUUUCCUUGCUCUCCUCGCUGCUAUUCGAAUUCAUCUACCUGACGAGAGAUAUCUUCUAACAGCAGCUUUACCUGCCGGACGAUGGGCUUUGCAAAACAUCGAUCUUUACAAAGCUCAAGAUUAUUUAGAUCUCAUCAAUCUCAUGGCCUACGACUUUCAUGGUUCAUGGUCCCAAAAGUCAGGUCAUCACGCCCAACUUUAUCCUGGGAACAUGCCGGAUGCAGCAAAUGGAAGUGCUGCUGUCGAUUAUGUUGUAUCGACUGGUUUUCCAGCCUCGAAGAUAUUGCUUGGAGUUCCAGUAUAUGGAAGAUCCUUUUUGAAUUCUAGAGGGCCAGGGCACCCAUACCAAGGCUGCGGUGGGGAAGAGGGAACAUUCGAGUACAAGUUAUUACCGCGACCCGGAACUCAAGAAGUGGUUGAUACUACCACUAUUUCGGCUUCCUGCUACGGAGGUGAUGGGGGAUGGGUCUCUUACGACAACCCACAAACAGUCAGAAUGAAAGCUGACUAUUGUAGGCAAAGGCGUCUUGGAGGACUAUUUUACUGGACAGGGACAGCAGAUGCGCCAGGUCCACGAAGCUUGAUAUCGGCUGGAUUCAAAGCUCUACAUGAUGCAUGAAUCACCCAAUGUUCGUAUCUCUAUGGGCAUCGAAUGUGCUAAUUCGGUGGCUCGAAAGAUCAGAGUUUUCAACGUUCGUGAAUAUUUUAAAUGCGCAAAGACCCAAUUAGAUAGAUUUAGGAGAUAGAGACUUCUCAGGUGUUUCUAUUGUUUUCGAUGUUGAAAUUGAAGGCUGGUUCCCUAUGUGGAUUUAUCACGAGUUAUGACGAAACGACAAGGAAAUGCAUAGGGCGGUGGUCUGAGAACACUAUGGGGUCAAGCAUACCCAUACUAUAAGUAGCUAUAGGGGCUCAAUGUAUAAUAAGGCAAUUCAUUAAAAGCAUACUUCUUUAAUGGAGUUCAAAAAUACACCAAAAAAUUUAUUGAAAUUUA